GCGAAGAGAGCCGACCUUGGUGACCCUCAAUUCGUGGACUGCGAGCAGGUGCUUACCGAAAUGACCUCUACGGAAACAGCCGAAACAGCGAAGGGCAAGAUAAAUGACUCUCGCACAUUUGGUAACCUAGAAUACUACGGCUAUACCUACGGGAUUGCGCGACAUGACCAAGGAAAUGCACACGCCACCUUUUGGUAUCGGGACGACAUCGUCAUCGCUGUGUCCAGCACAAUAAACCAUCCCUUCGGAAGCUGGAUACGCACGAACUCCGGAGUAAUACUCAACAACCAGAUGAAUUCAUUCUCGACACCAGGCGAGACAGAAAGAAACGAGAAAAGUCCAUCCACUGCGAAUUACAUCGCUCCAAGGAAGCGUCCCAUGUCAUCCAUGGCACCCACUGUGGUAGUGGGCAGUGAUGGCAAAGCCGUGCUUGCCCUGGGAGGAACUGGCGGAUCUUUCCUUGCCUCAGGAAUCGCAAUGGUCACAACACGGGUGCUUUGGCAAUGCAACAUGAUCAGUGACUCCAUUGACAAACCGAGGCUCCACAACCAGCUCGUCCCCAGUGAUCUUAUGGUUGAACCUUCCUACCCUCAGGACAACAUAACGGCGCUGAAAAACCUGGGCCACAACGUGACCAAGCGCUGCGGAAUGUUCAACAUUGUGUCUGGAGUGCAGCAAAAAGAGGGACGCAUCUAUCCGUACUCUGACCCGAGAAUUCCCUACGUCGAAGAGAGCAAAUGAAAAGUUGUGCGUCGCAUCCGUAAACGCUGGAGCGUACGCGUGUAGUGUAUUAUAUGCAUUCAUCAGUCUUGAAUUGGCUAACAGUGUGGUGGCAAACUAACACACUGUGAGUUAACUAACAGUGUGUUAGCUAACUUUGCUAGCACUGCAUGUUUUACAAAAGCAAUUCAUCCCUCUCAUAACGGAAGGUUUAUCUAUGUGACAUUCGUGGUCUGGUCCGACAGUAUCCCAUCGGCGAACGUAGAUUUACGCCAACUCAACGAGAAAAAAUGUCUAUUUAUUCGUACCUUUGACACGUAAAACGAUCACCCCCAUAAAUAAAUAAAUGAUUAAAACAAAAGUUUCAUUGGCGGGGCUGAGUUUAAAUCCAGUCCACACGACUUGAAGGAAAGUACCUUAGCCACUAUACCUCAAACCCACACUUACUGAUAGUGAAUGUAGCUGAACCCUGCGAAAGUCUGGUACGCGUGGUGAAAAGAGAACACUUUCUAUCAAAGCUUCGUUGAUUUUAGUGUAGUGGAAUAAAAGUCUCUCCAGCACAAUUCUUAAAACCGACAUGGAGGAGUGUACAUAUAAGCAAAAUUUAUAUUUCUUCCAAAUUUACUACCUAACUCGCCUUUCGGUGGUUGCGGGAUACGCCUUUUGUGGGGGCCAUUCCAGACGCUGACGAACACUGGAAAAUAUUUCAAAGACGCCAUAGAUGGAGAUGCCGCCCAAAAACGGCGUUCUAGGGACGGGCUCAACGUACAUUAAAUGCCCACGCUAUCGCUUCGCUUGGGCAGCUUCCAAAUUAGAUUGUCUGUGCAUUUUUAACAGCGGAGCAGUCUAAGCUUGGCAAACGCCGAUUCGCCUCUACAUAUAUCAUCAUCAAGAGUGCGUGCAACGCAAUAACUCGGCCCGCGCGCGCUCUCUUUGCCCUCUUUUUCGUCUUCUGCUUUGCUUCCCGAGCAAGUGCGCCUGGCGCGCGGUUUUACGCUACGCCGAUUUGUCCGGCGUGCGAGGCAAUAACUCAAAUGGGCAAGAGAGAGAGAUAAGAUUCUUUAAUGAAAUGACCGGAGAGGUUAGCCUGGUUUGUCGCCUGGCUUGCUACUCCAGGUGAUGGGCAAGAGAACGAGUACAGAGAGAGAGAGAAAGAAAGAGAUAAGAAGAAAUACAAAGAGAAAAUUUAGAGGAAUAACGAGAAGAAAGAGAAAAAAGAUACAAAGACAGAGAAAGAAAUAGAGAGAGGAAGAGACAGAAAGAAAAGGAGACGAGACAUACAGAGAGAUAGCAGGAAGGAAAGAAACAGGAGAAAUAUAGAAAGGGCGAAAGAGAAAGAAAUAGAGAAAAAGAAAGAAAUGAAGAAAACAGAUAAAAAAAGAGAUAGAAAAAUAGAGAGAGCGAGAAAGAAAGAAAUAUAAAAAUUUAAGAAAAAAAAACAAGGAAGGCCGCCCAGCUCCGCUGUUAGUGCAAGUAACACUAGUGCAAUCUGUGCAUUUUCUUUUUGUAAGGAACAACAAUAUCCUAUUGUAUAAAUAACCUAUCAAACAGAUUACCAGAGCACAAGCAUUUGAUCUUUAACCGGUCACCACACGAAGACACGCUUCCGGGCAAGUUCUUGUUUCACAGUUGCUGCUAAGAAGUUGCGAGAGCUUCCAGAACAGAAUUCUGUUAAAAGUUUUUGAAAACACCACGUAAUGUACUCACCAUCGUGCAAGCGGUGUUUUCUACAUCUUUGCAACUAAACUCCCCGUUUGUGGACACCA
Rhipicephalus sanguineus (brown dog tick) is the source of this 2486-nucleotide messenger RNA. Its product is annotated as scoloptoxin SSD20-like. Gene Ontology annotation, biological process: glutathione catabolic process. The transcript has 5 exons. Gene Ontology annotation, cellular component: plasma membrane. The coding region runs from base 61 to 741 and encodes 226 amino acids. The record is from RefSeq and is a predicted model, not a curated record. NCBI's taxonomy places the organism in Eukaryota, Metazoa, Arthropoda, Arachnida, Ixodida, Ixodidae. Gene Ontology annotation, molecular function: glutathione gamma-glutamate hydrolase.